Hydractinia symbiolongicarpus is the source of this 1995-nucleotide messenger RNA. Its product is annotated as rabenosyn-5-like. The coding region runs from base 41 to 1645 and encodes 534 amino acids. The transcript has 10 exons. The record is from RefSeq and is a predicted model, not a curated record. Gene Ontology annotation, molecular function: metal ion binding. NCBI's taxonomy places the organism in Eukaryota, Metazoa, Cnidaria, Hydrozoa, Anthoathecata, Hydractiniidae.
UUGCAAACCACUGGCUACCAACGUUUUCUGCUUUGACAAAAUGCUAGCCAGUUUCAACCCAAUUUUUGUCACACAUCUUCAUAGGCAUUUGUUCCAGUGUAUUAAUAAAAUGGAAGAAGAUAUAAGAGAAGGAUUCCUGUGUCCCAUAUGCUUAAAAGAUUUGAAAUCACCUACAAAUCUGGCAUCUCAUUUUGAAGACUUUCAUGCUGAUGAUAAAGCAGUUUUGCAACAACUCCGUUCUGUGUUUGGGAAAGCAAAAAGAAAACUUUUGAAGCAGGACGAUUGCUUACAUAAAGAUGCAAUAGAUGGACUUGACACUACACCAGGCGUUGUUUCACAUGGAACUCCUGGAAGUGGGGGUAUCGAUCUUGCACUGUGGGAAACACAAACUUUAGGUGCAACACACUCUCAUGCGAAAAUGUUCCGACAGCAAAGGAAAGAAACAAUAGAAAGAUGUGUGGUAGAAACAAAUAAAUUAUUAAUACGACUUGAAAAACUGAUAAAGAGUGGUGUGUAUGCAUCUGACUCAUCAUUACCUGGAAUUAUUAAGACAAGAAGAAAUAUGGAAAAAACUGUUGUACCUUGGCAAAAUGACAGUGAAGUGAAGCACUGUCCAAAUUGUUCAAAGAAGUUUAGCAUGACAUAUCGACGUCAUCACUGUAGAUUGUGUGGAAAAGUCAUUUGUGAGAAAUGUGUUGGCAAUUUAGACAUGUCACUUGCAUGUGAUGUUCUAAAAUUAGAUUCUACCUCUGCUCAUUCAUUGGUGAAAAUAAAUAAAAACUCUGAUGGUGACUCUGAUAAUAGUAUAAAAGCUUGUGACCCAUGUCACUUGUUACUCAUUAGGCAAAAUAAACUACAUCAAGAUAAAUCUGCAAACAGUAUAUUGUUACAAUUAUAUGACAGAAUGCAUACUUCAAUGAAGGAAGCAGACGGAAUACAACCACGAUUUCUAAAGAUGGCCGACUCUGUCAAUGCUGGUGAAACGGAAUACGGCAUUGAAGUUGCCAUGGAGACGAGGAUAAGAUUACUGAAAGCUUAUGAGAGUGUCGAAGCUUUAAGUAAGCGGAUUCAACAUCUUGGUCUUGAGAAAGAAAAACAACCUCAUCCUCAAAUCUUAAAACUUCAACGUUCAAUUCGUUCUUAUGCAUCGAAUUAUUUGGCAGAUAAUAUGUUUACACUACCUGCUCUACCCAGCAAAGAACAAUAUGCUGAACUAUUAAGAAAGAAUAAGCUGCAACGAGAUCGACUUAAGGCUGAAAAGACUGCUUCGCUUCCCACAAAAACAACACCGGUGUUGCAGAGAAAAAGUCCGGUUGAACUAAAAGAUCUGGAUGUUCCGGAUGCAUCAACUUUUGACAAUAACCAGAAUGGAUUUUUUCGAACUGGUACGUCUAAAUUUAAAGCUUGGAAAAAAGACGCACGGCCGGUAUUUCAGGCGGUAUCUAUAUCUAAAAAGAAAGACUCGAGUUGGGGUCCGGUACAGGUGGCUACUGCGGAAUCUUCCGACCCUAUUAUUCAACAAAUUGAAAAUAUUAAAGGUUAUAUAGCGCAAGCAAGAGAAGACAAAAGAUGGGAUGAAGUUAAAAUGUUUGAACAAAAUUUAAAAGAGUUAGAAUUAAUAUAUCUGCAACAACAAAGGUUGUAAAAUAACGUAACUUAUAUUUUUAAUGUUUAAAUAAUUGCUUGUUUGUUUGUUUGUUUGUUUGUUUGUUUGUUUUUGGUAUAUGAUUUUUGAGAAAUUGAAAUAAAACUCGAAAUUCGAUGUGAUUAGCCCCUCAUGGUAUCUCGAUAACUUGAUAGCUAAGACGACAAACUAAAACAUCAGAUUGAGCUUGAAGUAGAUUUUCCUACUUCUGAUAGUUUCUUUUUUUUUCAAAAGAAAGUUUCUUUUUUUUGGUUAAAUGUAUAUUUACUUUUUAAUUUGAUUCUUUUAAAUGUUAUUUUUAUAUAAUUUUUAUUUCAUAUUUUUAUGCGAAGCGAGAAUGAAAUUUAGUA